Brachypodium distachyon (stiff brome) is the source of this 3046-nucleotide messenger RNA. Its product is annotated as calcineurin B-like protein 7. NCBI's taxonomy places the organism in Eukaryota, Viridiplantae, Streptophyta, Magnoliopsida, Poales, Poaceae. Gene Ontology annotation, biological process: calcium-mediated signaling. Bases 2090 to 3046 code for a protein of 318 amino acids. The record is from RefSeq and is a predicted model, not a curated record. The transcript is spliced from 9 exons. Gene Ontology annotation, molecular function: calcium ion binding; kinase binding.
AGUGUUUGGAUGCAGUGCAAGGUGGAACGGAUCUAUUGGAAUGGAAAUUAUUGGAGCAAGUCGGAUAGCACGCUUGUUUUUUCAGGGUGUUGGACUCUAACAAGUAGCACAUAUGUUAGUGGUCAGUGUCAUAAGCAAGUUAGGGAAAAAGCUCGUGAUGCAUACAUGGUAGCUAUAAAACAACGAGGUGGAGGAGACAGCCAGCCUUUCUCACACACUUUAGUAUUGGUGGGAUGAAGUAAAGGUUCAUCCAAAAUGGAGAAGUUAUGACAAGAAUGAAAUGAACAUGUCCAACAGAUUCAAGAACAAUGAGGACACUUGAGAACUGAGCUCAACUUUGGUGGUCAGCCCAGUGAGAGGACACCUACACAGCAUCUUCAAACCAAGAUACAUUGGAGGAAAGUCCGGUUUAAAGAUGAAAUUCAGGCAACUACUACAGAGAUGAGAAGAUCUUAAUCGGACAAUUCUAAUGUACUAAGAAAUAACUAUUUUUAAAUCGAUUGAGCUAUAUGCACUCCUAUAAAAGUUCCUAAGCACCGGUACUCUCCAAAUUCCAAAAAUAAAACCAUAAAUUCUACGAGACCCUAAAGAUUAUAAAGCAACAUUACUUGUGAUAGUGAAAAACAGCUUGAUAUAUUUUUAAUAGGACUAGCCAAAAUGUCCGUGCGUUGUAACGGAACAACAAAAUACAAACAUCGCAAUUGCAUGAUGGCCAAAGAACUAUGAGAAAAUGAAGACACGAAUGAAGGAGAGGGCAUGAUGUUCCAAAGUAAAUUCUACACACAUUUUUUAAGUCUAUCUUUGGAGGCGGCGUAGCCAGAGAAAACAGGGACAGCUCCUCCAGGCUCUGGGUGUUGGCGAGCAAGGCAGCGAUGGAAUUGACGGCGUGGUCGGUGAGGAGGAAGUCCUCGAGGCUCAGCUGCCUGAGCCAGUGCAGCUCGCGCAAAAUGCUUGUGAACAGGCUGCUGAAGUAAGCAAUCGAUGGGCACACGCGCAGGUAGAGGUAGAGAUAGGUCAGGUUCGCACAUUGUCCGAUGAGCGUCUGUGACUGGGGCGAUUCCUUUGGUGUUUUGCUUGAGAGCUCUUGGCAGAUUUCGCUGGACACCGACCUGAUUCCUUGGUAGUUUGAGAUCUGGAAGAACCACGACGACGACCACCAGGGAGGAGGGAGGCCGCCUUUGAAGCGACGGGGCUGCAGGGCGGCGGUGUGCAGCACGACGGCCGUGGCGUUGUGGAGCACGCCCACCAGCGCCUUGUCCGGGAGGGUGCUCAGCCCGGCUCCGUUACUCCUGUGCUUCGCCACCGGCGCGAUCUUCAGUUGUCGCCUACCUCGGUGGCCGAUGAUCGAUCGGAUCAAGACGCGCCCGCCUUCUUGGUCUGUUCGGGUAAUAAUAACCGAAUUGGAACUUUUUUUUAUCAGGAUAACUGAAUUGGAAUCUAUUUCGCCUGAUCAGUGAUUACUCGGCUGGGGAGGAACGACGCCGCCCGAACGUACCGCGCAGAUGGAUAGGGGUUUGACGAACGACAAGACGCGGUGAAGGGAACGGUUUGUAUUUUUAGAUAGGUAGUAUAGAUUAUAGAUGACAUCGUGCUAGUUGCUGGAAAGGUGAGCAAUAUAUUUCAACGUUCAUGGCACACAAAGCGUAUUCAGCUAAUUACUUGCAGCACCUUUACCAGCCGUCGUCGUCGAUGACGUAUCCAUACGUCUGAGGGCUGAGGCGACCGUGUAUUGCCAUUUCUUACGACUGCACAUACUAAGUGUGUAUACACCUUUCUUUCCUCCACUUCCUAUCGCCCAAACCAAACAGCACGCGUCAACCCACAAUUAUAUACUGUAUAUACAAGCAUUUGAUACUGAUUGGUACAAGCCGACAUUGGCAAUUUUGUAUUGGAACAGUACGACGCAUCGAUCGUUCCAGACAUCUUUGGUAGGGAGGCCAGCCAAGCAGCCUAGCUAAGCGUACAAGCAAUUCUUGUCCUCACGGUUGGUUUCUUAAAUAUGUAUUCGCAUCCAGCUAGCUAGCCUAGCUAGCCACAGUAGUAAACUACUAGUACCAGGCUACUAUACAUAUUUGUUACAAUCACAUCAAUGAUUUUCCUUUCUUGCAUAAUGCCAAAUGCUGAAAUGCAUAGAUGUGAUGUUUCUUUACUUUCAUGCGCGCGAGAAGGAAUUGGUGCAAGUCAACUCUUGCCCUUGCCCCGCCUGUUGUCGGUACUAGCAUUUGAUUUCUCUGCGACAAAAAUAUAUGGUCUGUUACCUUCUUCUUCCAUGCCCAUCGUAUCUUCCAGACUGCCACCAAAAGCUUGGAGCUACGCUUGGAAGAUAUAUUCACUACACACACCCUCCCUCUUUCUUGGUCGAUCUUUAGUAGUGGAAGAAAGCAUCCGGUGUUGUUUUCCAGUGCUUUUGGCGAAAAGCGGGUUGUUCACUACAAGAAAAGGACUGAGUUGCAAGGUUGUUUUUAUGGGCUGUGCAUCAUCAAAGCAGUUUAAACGAGCUCCGCACCAUGAGGAUGCUUCUAUUCUAGCCAAAGAGACGACAUUUUCUGUAAAUGAAGUGGAGGCCCUGUAUGUGUUGUUCGAGAAGAUUAGCUAUUCCAUAUUCAAGGAUGGGCUUAUUCACAAGGAGGAGUUCCAACUUGCUCUCUUCAAGAACAGCAACAGGAAAAAUCUUUUCGCCGAUCGGAUAUUUGAUCUAUUUGAUCUGAAGCGCAACGGUGUGAUUGAAUUCGGGGAGUUUGUUCGGUCCCUCCACAUUUUUCACCCGGAUACACCUAUGGAAGAUAAGAUUGCCUUUGCAUUCAGACUAUAUGACCUCAGAGGCACCGGCAGCAUUGAGAGAGAAGAGUUGAAGGAAAUGGUCCUUGCAAUCCUGAAUGAGUCAGACCUGCUUCUUUCCGAUGACGCUGUCGAACAAAUCGUAGAUCAGACAUUCCAGCAGGCAGACCUGAACGGCGACGGGAGGAUAGAUGUGGACGAGUGGAAGGCGUUCGCGAGCAAGAACCCGGCCUUGCUGAAGAACAUGACUCUCCCGUACCUCAAGUAA